AUGGGCCUGGGAUGCGGGAGACCUGGGGGGUCUCCCAUGCUGCUGUUGCUGCUGCUGCUGCUGCUGCUGCCCGCCUGUCUGCUGCGGAGCUCCCGGACGUUUCCAGGAAAUGCUCCUGGAGAGCCAGUUACUCCCCACUGGAUCCUAGAUGGAGAACACUGGCUCAAGGUCACCCUGGAGGAGCCGAUCUUGAAGCCUGAUGUGGUGCUGGUGGCCUUAGAGGCUGAAGGCCGGGAUGUCCUGCUUGAAUUGGAGAAGAACCAACUCCUGGCCCCAGGAUACACAGAAACUCACUAUGGCCCAGAUGGGCAGCCUGUGGCGCUGUUCCCCAACCACAUGGAUCAUUGCCAUUAUCAUGGGCGUGUGAGGGGCUUUCUGGAUUCCUGGGUCGCCCUCAGCAUCUGCUCAGGGAUGAGGGGCCUGAUUGUGGUCAGUAGCAAUGUCAGUUACUAUCUGUACCCCUGGGCUUCCGGGGACAUCGAGGACUUCGCAACCCACAAGAUCUUCAGGAUGGAGCAGUUGUUCCCCUGGAGAGGGGCUCAAAGAGACAAGGACUUCAAAUACAAAGCAGGAAUGGCCAGUCUUCCUCAUGUCUCCCAGAGCCGGGUGAGGAGAGAGGCCCGCAAGAGCCCCAGGUACCUGGAACUGUACAUGGUGGCUGACCACACUCUGUUCCUGGUCCAGCACCAGAACUUGAACCACACGAGACAGCGCCUCCUGGAAGUUGCCAAUUGCGUGGACCAGAUUCUGAGGACCCUGGAUAUCCAGGUGGUGUUGACGGGCCUGGAAGUGUGGACCGAGCAGGAUCACAGUCCUAUCACGCAGGACGCAAACGCAACGCUCUGGGCUUUCCUACAGUGGCGUCGUGGGCUGUGGGCUAGGAGACCCCACGACUCCACACAACUGCUCACGGGGCGCACCUUCCAGGGCACCAUGGUGGGCCUGGCGCCAGUGGAGGGUAUGUGCCAUGCCGAGAGCUCCGGAGGUGUGAGCACGGACCACUCGGAACUCCCCAUCGGCACAGCAGCCACCAUGGCCCACGAGAUAGGCCACAGCCUGGGCCUCCACCAUGACUCUGAAGGAUGCUGCACAGAAGCAGACGCAGAACAAGGGGGCUGCGUCAUGGAGGCAGCCACAGGGUACCCGUUCCCGCGCGUCUUCAGCGCCUGCAGCCGCCGCCAGCUGCGCGCCUUCUUCCGCAAAGGAGGCGGGGCGUGCCUUUCCGCUAGCCCGGCCCCGGGGUUCCUGGUCCUGCCCGCUCGCUGCGGAGACGGCUUCGUGGAAGCAGGAGAAGGGUGCGACUGCGGUUCCGGCCAGGAGUGUCCAGACCCCUGCUGCUUUGCCCACAACUGCUCCCUGCGUGCGGGGGCCCAAUGCGCCCACGGCGAUUGCUGUGCGCAGUGCCUGCUGAAGUCGGCAGGCACGCCCUGUCGUCCGGCUGUGAGCGCCUGCGACCUCCCUGAGUUCUGCACCGGCACCUCCCCGCACUGCCCCGCAGACGUUCACCUCCUGGACGGCUCACCCUGCGCCGAGGGCCGGGGCUAUUGCCUGGAUGGCUGGUGUCCCACGCUGGAGCAACAGUGCCAGCAGCUCUGGGGGCCCGGGUCCCAGCCUGCCCCUGAGCCAUGUUUCCAGGAGGUGAACUCCGUGGGGGAUUCUCAGGGGAACUGCGGCCAGGAUAGCAAGGGCAGCUUCCUGCCUUGUGCCCAGAGGGACGCUCAGUGUGGGAAGCUGCUGUGCCAGGGAGGGGAGCCAAAGCCACUUGUGCCACACGUGGUGACCGUGAAUUCCACAGUUCUCCUAGAGGGCCACGAAGUGGCUUGCCGGGGAGCCUCUGUGCUCCCUGGUGCUUAUCUGGACCAGCUUGACUUGGGUCUGGUGGCGCCAGGCACCCGCUGUGGACCUAGCAUGGUUUGCAAUAGCAAUCACAACUGCCACUGCGCUGCAGGCUGGGCUCCCCCCUUCUGCGACAAGCCAGGCCUGGGUGGUAGCAUGGACAGCGGCCCUGCACAGCCUGCAAACCGAGUCGCCUUCCCACUGGCCAUGCUCCUCAGCUUCCUGCUGCCUCUGCUCCCUGGGGCUGGCCUAGCCUGGUGCUACUACCAGCUUCCGAGACUGCGGCAGCCGAUGGAAUGGUGCUGCCGGAGGGGCCCCAUAUGUAAUAGAUUAUGGGCUUGUAUCAAUAAGGAAAUGAGACAUCACCCCACCCUCACCCCCGGGGAAGCUGUUGCUAUGGAGACCAGGAUGCUGGAAGCCUAGUGUCGAGGAAGGGAGAAGCUGUAGUUCCUUCCUGGAUCCUCACUGAGGGAGGACAAGAAGGCCCUGCCCCUGACUUAUGACUUGCAGCCUCAGGCCUCAGUUCUUAAGAACUCUCUUUGCCACUUCAUUCUUAAGCAGUCAAGUCCAGACACCAAGAUUCUGUCUCUGGAGAAGGGGAGUCUCCUGAGGCAAGGAGAAAAAGACAAGUGCCCGCUGCCUGCCACUUCAGGAUCUUCUGAUGGGCUGGACGCUCGGCUUUUCCCUACUAACCCCGGGGACCCCAGAGCUGUAUUCCCCACCUUUCCUGAGAGCCGUACUAUCCACAAUGUCAGAAUGUAUCUAAUAACAAACCUACAAACUUA
Psammomys obesus (fat sand rat) is the source of this 2621-nucleotide messenger RNA. RefSeq names its product ADAM metallopeptidase domain 33 (gene Adam33). Gene Ontology annotation, molecular function: metalloendopeptidase activity. The transcript has 19 exons. Gene Ontology annotation, biological process: proteolysis. Lineage: Eukaryota; Metazoa; Chordata; Mammalia; Rodentia; Muridae. The coding region runs from base 1 to 2259 and encodes 752 amino acids. The record is from RefSeq and is a predicted model, not a curated record.